CCCUGCUGCAGUGGGGCUGCAGCCUGGAUGCUGGGUCCUCACCGGCAAGCGGAUUGUUAGUGGAGCGGGGACGGCAGGAUAAUCGGGGCGCCACUUGCUGCUGUCUCCCGAAGAGGUCUGCCCGGCGCGGGCCUUGGCCUUUCGCUCCCAGAGCCCAGCGCCUCCUCCCCGCCCCCCUCCUCCCCUGCAGCAGCGCCGGCUUUUCUGGAAGAAGCUCCAGCUGCCCCCGGCCGCCAGCAGCCCGCUGGGCUCUUUUCGAGGGAGCUACUUGUCAGGCCAGGCACGGCAGCAGCACUCGCACAGUUGAAAGGGCAGGGGCCGGGCCCUGCAUGCGAGCGCCCGGCAGCCCGCGACCCCGCCGCGGCAGUCACCUUCCCAAGGGAGCAGUCACCACCGGCGACCAGAGCCCGCCGCGAUGCUGCAGGCGCUGUGGCAGUUUCUGUACAGCUUUCUCCCCGGGGCCAGGUGCCAAGGCUCCCGAGAGGGGCGCGGUAACGAAGUCCCCGGCACCCCCGCCCCGGCGCGGGGAGAGCCAGGGCCGGGCUUUCUGGGGAAACAGGACGCAAGGGCUGAGGCCACAGAAAAGAGGCCCACCAUCCUGCUGGUGGUCGGACCCGCAGAGCAGUUUCCUAAGAAAAUUGUCCAAGCCGGCGACAAAGACCUGGACGGGCAGCUGGACUUCGAGGAGUUUGUCCACUACCUCCAGGACCACGAGAAGAAGCUCCGGCUGGUGUUCAAGAGUUUGGACAAAAAGAACGAUGGGCGGAUCGACGCACAAGAGAUCAUGCAGUCCCUGCGCGACCUGGGAGUCAAGAUUUCCGAGCAGCAGGCGGAGAAGAUCCUCAGGAGAAUACGGACGGGCCACUUCUGGGGCCCUGUCACCUACAUGGACAAGAACGGCACGAUGACCAUCGACUGGAACGAGUGGCGCGACUACCACCUCCUGCACCCCGUGGAGAACAUCCCCGAGAUCAUCCUGUACUGGAAGCACUCCACGAUCUUCGAUGUGGGCGAGAACCUGACGGUCCCGGAUGAGUUCACGGUGGAGGAGAGGCAGACGGGCAUGUGGUGGAGACACCUCGUGGCCGGCGGCGGGGCGGGGGCCGUGUCCAGGACCUGCACGGCUCCGCUGGACAGACUGAAGGUGCUCAUGCAGGUCCACGCCUCCCGCAGCAACAACAUGUGCAUCGUGGGCGGCUUCACGCAGAUGGUCCGCGAGGGCGGCGCCAAGUCCCUGUGGCGGGGCAACGGCAUCAACGUCCUCAAGAUCGCGCCCGAGUCGGCCAUCAAGUUCAUGGCCUACGAGCAGAUCAAGCGGCUGGUGGGCAGUGACCCGGAGACGCUGCGGAUCCACGAGCGGCUGGUGGCCGGCUCCUUGGCGGGCGCCAUCGCCCAGAGCACCAUCUACCCCAUGGAGGUCCUGAAGACGCGGAUGGCCCUGCGGAAGACGGGCCAGUACUCGGGCAUGCUGGACUGCGCCAGAAAGAUCCUGGCCAAGGAGGGGGUGACGGCCUUCUACAAGGGCUACGUGCCCAACAUGCUGGGCAUCAUCCCCUACGCGGGCAUCGACCUGGCCGUGUACGAGACCCUCAAGAACGCCUGGCUGCAGCGCUACGCCGUCAACAGCGCCGACCCGGGCGUGUUCGUGCUGCUGGCCUGCGGCACCAUGUCCAGCACCUGUGGCCAGCUGGCCAGCUACCCUCUGGCCCUGGUCAGGACGCGGAUGCAGGCCCAAGCCUCCAUCGAGGGCGCCCCCGAGGUGACCAUGAGCAGCCUCUUCAAGCAGAUCCUGCGGACCGAGGGGGCCUUCGGCCUGUACCGGGGGCUGGCCCCCAACUUCAUGAAGGUCAUCCCGGCCGUGAGCAUCAGCUAUGUGGUGUACGAGAACUUGAAGAUCACCCUGGGCGUGCAGUCGCGGUGACGCGCCGGCCCGGAGCAUCGCAUCCCGUGAAUGUGCCAACACUACGCCGACGCGCCGCCAAGGGGUCGCGGGGCCCGGCCCUUGCCUGCGCCCCCACGCUUCCCUCCUGACCGCUGUGCCCCGCCCCGCCCCGCCCCGCGGCUGUUCGGGCAAGGGGGCAGGCUGGCUUCAUGCACCCCCUCAUCUGAGCUUGGCAGCAGAUGGGGACCCGGGUGGGGCGCUGUGGCCGGGUACCCGGCUGCUGGGAGCCGGGACCUCACCCGGGCCUGUCCCAGCACAGACCGGCCCGACCCGGCUCGGGCAGGGGCCAGGGGGGCAGAGGACAGGGCGUGCUGCCCCGUGCCAGGCUUCCUGGCAAGAGAAAGGGGGCGAGGGCCUUAAUUCCAAGGGGCCAGGAAGAGUCUCGUUCUGCAAGUCUGGCCGAGCGCGCGGGCUCUGCGCUGCGGGGGAGGGGAGCGGGCGGCCACGACCACCCUGGGCUCCGGCCCGCCCGGCCCAGGGCCACCUCACAUUCCACCACGCAGCCGACCUCUGCUUGGAGCCUAUUUAUUUCAUAUUUAUUUGAACAGAGUUACGUCCUAUUUUUAUAGAUUUGUUUAAUAGCCUUGUCAUUUUCAAGCUCGUUUUUUAUUCAUAUUUAUGUUUGUGCUUGAUUACGCCUUCCCAGCACCUGUGGGGUGGGGCGAGGAAGGAGACGGGCCAGGGCCUGGCCUGUCCAGAGAAAGGCCUCGGGGUGGCCGUGCACCAGGGCCCGGCAGGAAAGAGGGGGAGGGUCGAGCCAUGGCUGGCGAGGUGGGGCCCUCAGCCUGGGGCACGAGUCUGCAGUUCACCAGGCCUGGGGUGUGCGCCACUGGGUGGGGGUGACGCCAGCCCCCCUCCCUGCUGGCCGCCUGCUGGCCCCGGGCUCCCCACUGAGGCGGGGUGUGAUGCGUGCAAACCCCAACAGAACUGGAAUUUGUGCAAACGGAUGAAGACUUGGAAACGAUCUUGAACAGCUUCAAUAAAGUUUCAAAACUCA
Sorex araneus (European shrew) is the source of this 2939-nucleotide messenger RNA. It is a transcript of the gene SLC25A25, whose product is annotated as solute carrier family 25 member 25. Bases 416 to 1921 code for a protein of 501 amino acids. Lineage: Eukaryota; Metazoa; Chordata; Mammalia; Eulipotyphla; Soricidae. The transcript has 11 exons. Gene Ontology annotation, cellular component: mitochondrial inner membrane. Gene Ontology annotation, molecular function: calcium ion binding; ATP transmembrane transporter activity. The record is from RefSeq and is a predicted model, not a curated record. Gene Ontology annotation, biological process: transmembrane transport.